AUGUUGUCCAAUAGUCGCCGCGGAGACCAAUUAGCUUGGCCCUUCAUAGGACGACUCCGCACGAACAACUGUUCAGGUUCACAGCCGAAGUUGGAUCGCGUGGUCGUUGUACUCCAGUGGGCUAUGAUCGACAGCAAUAUGCCGCCAGCAUUGGGGAAUAGCUGUUGGCCCGAAGGAUAUAUGCAGAAGGUAGGUCUGCUCCAAGCUCGCUCCGUUGGUCGUUUUCCAUCGCAGCUUUCCUUCGAAACCACCAGUACGCCACGCCACUGGAAAAACGCCCCCAGGAUGUCCAGAAUGAACCACGACGACAAAGCGAACGACUUCGCCGGCCAUGAAGUCAAUGGCAAUGGUCGCGCAGGCAUGCCUACCCUCGAGCAGGUCCGCACCCAGGGCAGCUUCAUGAUCACGCCUGAAAUGUUCGAGCGGAUGUACCUUGCACCACAGAACCAGGUCACUGGCAGCCUCCGCACCACAGUCGGUAAUCCAACGCCAAUUGGUCUGGGAGGCUUCCUGAUCGGAUACUGCCCAAUCAUCUUCUCGAUCCUUGGCUUCAGAGGAUUCACCGGCAAUGGAGCUGCCACUGUUGGAACGUAUUUCUUCUCUGGCGGUAUGCUCGCAAUUCUUGCCUGCAUCAUGGAGUGGAUCAUCGGUAACACAUUCCCGGCUGUCUUCUUCGGUGUCUUUGGCGGCUACUUCUUGAGCUUCGGUGCCACUCUUGUGCCAUCGUUCAACGCGUAUGGAGCAUACGCGACGGACCCCUCGAAUCUGGAGACAGGCAAAGCAGCUCCAGGCUUCUUGUCUGGUAUCGCCUUCUGGAACCUGAUGAUGGCCAUCUUCACCUUCUACUGCACCAUCUGCGCUCUCCGCGUCAACAUCCUCUUCACGGCGGCCUUCUUCUUCCUUGCCAUAACCUUCAUCCUCAUUUCGGCCAGCUAUUGGUUGGUCGCUGAGAGUGGAUUGACGAGCAUGGCCAGAAAUCUGCAACUGGUGAGUUAUCCUUAUGGGCAGGUCUCAUACUUCAUACUUUGUGCUAAUGAGUGUCAACAGGCUGGUGGAUCGACCGGGUUUGUCGUGAUGAUCAUUGGGUGGUAUCUGCUCCUGGCUCUUAUGCUUACCACGGUCGACUUCCCACUCAACCUUCCCGUGGGCGACCUUAGCCAAUUCAUCCCAAGCGCUACUGAGAUGCGCAAGAGGAAGCAAAGGAAGGAUAUUGAGAAGAAUGAGUGA
This is a messenger RNA of Fulvia fulva, 1227 nucleotides long. RefSeq lists its product as uncharacterized. Lineage: Eukaryota; Fungi; Ascomycota; Dothideomycetes; Mycosphaerellales; Mycosphaerellaceae. The transcript has 2 exons. Gene Ontology annotation, molecular function: acetate transmembrane transporter activity. The record is from RefSeq and is a predicted model, not a curated record. Bases 1 to 1227 code for a protein of 408 amino acids. Gene Ontology annotation, cellular component: plasma membrane.